Messenger RNA from Porites lobata, 597 nucleotides. NCBI's taxonomy places the organism in Eukaryota, Metazoa, Cnidaria, Anthozoa, Scleractinia, Poritidae. The record is from the annotation of a GenBank genome assembly.
AUGUUUAAAAUCCCUUUGUUGGACGAAAUUGUUAGAUCAUUCCAAAGUUUGGGCGAUGCUAUUAUGGGCGAUACGGAUGCAGCGGCUCAGAGAUGGAAGAACUGGACAAACGACAGUUUCCUUGCAACUGGAGGGAAAAUGGUUGGGUUAACGGUUGCAUCAGGAGCCACUGCCUUGGUUGGUAGGACAGAUAUAGCGGUUGCUUUAAUCAAAAAAGCUGGAGACAAUGGAGAAAAGUUUGGAGCCACCGUGUUGAGUGCAGUUUCACAGGUCGGUGGAAUAGUGGCACAGGCCUUUACCCUAGGGAUAUCCAAUCCAGUAUCCGGGGCUUUAAAUGGCGUAGCUUCUGGUGUUAACACAGUAGUUGAUAAAGAUGCACAAGGUGAAAUAAAUGGCAUCUCAUGGAAAACGCUCGGUAUGGAAAUAGGUGUUGGUGCCACUAAAGGGGCCGCAAGCGCUGGUGGGAUUAUUCCGUACGCAGGAACGGCGGUUGAACAAAAGAUACGUGGAGAGAAAAUUGAAUUUGACCACAAACAGGAGUGGGCUUACUGGGGACUCAAUGUAUGUCUCUCACUGGUCACAGCUGGAACACUCAAA